Messenger RNA from Striga asiatica, 702 nucleotides. Lineage: Eukaryota; Viridiplantae; Streptophyta; Magnoliopsida; Lamiales; Orobanchaceae. The record is from the annotation of a GenBank genome assembly.
AUGGGCUUAACAAGAUACCGUCAUUGGGUGGCGUCUCAAGCACCUAACCAAAUUUCUGCCGCUGGAGAGGCGUCUCCUGCAGCAACAGCAGCCGGCCGCCGGGCGGUGGGGCUCAACCUCUCAGACUACUCCCUUUCCUUCCCCAUGACUGACUCACAUGCUCUCUUCUGCAACCUCUCCUAUUUGGACACUCUGCUCAUUUUCUCUAACCUCCGCCUCGACCGCAACCUCACAGGCCCAGUUCCGGCCCGCCUCGGCCCCAACCUCCGCCUCCUUCAUAUCGGCGACAACGACCUCACCGAGCCCAUCCCCCGGGAGCUCGCCGGCUGCUCCAGCCUCGUUGUCUUCACAACCUCCCUCAAUUGUCUCAAUGGCUCCAUCCCGGACGAGUUGGACGACCUAUCGAGCCUCCAGAUACUCAAUCUCGCCAACAAUAAGCUGUCAGGGGAAAUUCUGUCCCGACUAGGUCAGAUGAGUGAGCUUCAAUACCUAAAUCUCCUUGAUCCUGUUGAGGCGAUCCUUGACUCCCUUCACCGAAAUGAUGCAGAGGUUCUUCGCGCCGGUGAUGUCGGAAGAAAAUUUUCGACAUUCACUUUUUCUCUCAAAGAAAUCGACAGAUUUGUAGGGUUGAAUCAAGAUGAGGGCUGGGAAACUAACGAUUUUUAUUUAUUCUUUUUAUAUUGUUGUCAUGUCAUUUUGUAA